AUUCAGUGGGGCAUCAUGGCGGACACCAGGGAGAAAGGGCUGCAAGACUACAGAAAAAAAUUACUGGAACACAAAGAAAUUGACGGGCGGUUUAAAAGAAUGUAAGAGGCUGUUUAAUUGAGAGAACAGCUGAGAGAACAAACAAAACAGUAUGAGAAAUCAGAAAAUGACCUAAAGGCUCUGCAAAGUGUUGGUCAGAUUGUUGGAGAAGUUCUCAAACAGCUGACAGAGGAGAAAUUCAUUGUCAAGGCCACCAACGGCCCCAGAUAUGUGGUUGGAUGUCGCAGACAGUUGGACAAGUCUCAGCUGAAACCAGGAACCAGAGUGGCUUUGGACAUGACCACACUCACUAUAAUGAGGUACCUGCCCAGAGAGGUGGACCCUCUGGUGUACAACAUGUCACACGAGGACCCCGGGAGCGUGUCCUACUCUGAGAUCGGAGGCCUGUCCGAACAGAUCCGAGAGCUGAGAGAGGUGAUUGAGCUUCCCCUGACCAACCCUGAGCUCUUCCUGAGAGUGGGCAUCAUCCCCCCUAAAGGCUGCCUGCUCUACGGGCCUCCAGGCACAGGAAAGACUCUUCUUGCCCGAGCAGUGGCCAGUCAGCUGGACUGUAACUUCCUCAAGGUGGUGUCCAGCUCCAUCGUGGACAAGUACAUUGGUGAGAGUGCCAGGCUGAUCAGAGAGAUGUUCAACUACGCCCGGGACCACCAGCCCUGCAUCAUCUUCAUGGACGAGAUCGACGCCAUCGGCGGCCGUCGUUUCUCUGAGGGAACUUCUGCUGACAGAGAGAUCCAGAGGACACUGAUGGAGCUGCUGAACCAGAUGGAUGGCUUCGACACGCUGCACAGAGUGAAGAUGAUCAUGGCCACCAACAGACCGGACACUCUGGACCCCGCCCUGCUGCGGCCUGGCAGACUGGACCGUAAAAUCCACAUCGAGCUGCCCAAUGAGCAGGCUCGCCUGGACAUCCUCAAGAUCCACGCCAGCCCCAUCACCAAGCACGGAGAAAUAGAUUACGAAGCCAUCGUGAAGCUGUCAGACGGUUUCAACGGAGCCGACCUGCGGAACGUGUGCACAGAAGCAGGUUUGUUUGCCAUCCGCGCUGACCGCGAGUACGUCACUCAGGAAGACUUCAUGAAAGCCGUGAGGAAGGUGGCCGAUUCGAAGAAGCUGGAGUCCAAGCUGGACUACAAGCCUUUAUAAACUGUGUGUCAUAGUCCUUUCUCAUAUUUUUCAUUGCAUUUUGCUGUGUUCCAUGCUUUAACGCCUGGAGAAAAUGUUUGUAAAUGUUUGUGGGAUGCAAAAAGUUUAGAAAAAGUACACGGUCCUCACCUACGAAGUGACACGGUAACCCCUGUAUCCAGUUAUUAGUCUGACCCGCCUUUUGUUUCAUCUGGAUCCAAAAGGCUGAUCAUUCUGGCAUCCCACAAAACUCUUAACACUUACAGAUAAAUACCUUUUAUGUUCUGAAAAUAUACAAUUAUAUUGAAAGUUCUGUGUUUUUCAAUUUAUGACUUCUCAUUUCUCUUAUUACCUUCAAGUGAACGUACUGAGCUCAAACUGAUUAAACACGUGUACAAGUGUGUUCCUGA
This is a messenger RNA of Trematomus bernacchii (emerald rockcod), 1592 nucleotides long. It is a transcript of the gene psmc6, whose product is annotated as proteasome 26S subunit, ATPase 6. Gene Ontology annotation, cellular component: proteasome regulatory particle, base subcomplex; cytosolic proteasome complex. NCBI's taxonomy places the organism in Eukaryota, Metazoa, Chordata, Actinopteri, Perciformes, Nototheniidae. The record is from RefSeq and is a predicted model, not a curated record. Gene Ontology annotation, molecular function: proteasome-activating activity; ATP hydrolysis activity; ATP binding. Gene Ontology annotation, biological process: positive regulation of RNA polymerase II transcription preinitiation complex assembly. The transcript is spliced from 14 exons.